AUGCCUCGCUGUAGAAGGAAGAUGUUUUGCUUGAUGGUGCCUUUCCUAGUCCUUCUGUUCUUCGAAAAGUACCCCAGGAGACGACCAUCUGCACCGCAAACAAAACAGUCCUCGGGCCUUUGUGGAGGCGAGCUUGUCAAUGAUACCAUCACCGCAUUAAAAUAUAACAAAACCUUCAUUGUUUCAUUGUACCAUGACAGCAGGCAACAAAACGUCACACGGGCAAUUGCAGUGGUGCAUUACAAGAAAGUCCAAGAUCUUUAUUGUUGGUUUUGCUGCAGUCAUAACAAUCGCAUCUCUAUAGGUCGCGCAGCAAUAGACAUCCAUCCAGAGAGGUUUGGACUCCCCAUUGGUGCAGCAGAUAUCGUGUGUGUGGAACCCCAAAGCUGCUCUCCACGUUACAUGUCCAUUCAUCCAUCUGCUAAAGGAUCCAUGGAUGAGCUCCCAAAGUUUGAAAUCAAAAACCGGGUUCCCAGGACUUCAUUUUUUGCUGAAUUCACUAUUUGCCUGUCCGUCAUGUACGAGAAUUACAGCAAUGUCUUACAGUUCAUACAAAGCAUGGAAAUGUAUAAAAUCCUCGGUGCCGAGAGAGUGUACAUUUACAAAACGAGUUGCAGCUUACUGAUGGACCAGAUCUUAAAGUUUUAUGUUGAAGAAGGCACUGUUGAAAUUAUACCUUGGCCAAUUACUUCCUACGUGAACUUGUCUUCUUUCUGGUACUCUUACCAGGACUGGGACUAUGGAAAAACUACGGUUCUAAAUGAUUGCAUCUACCGUAAUAUGUACCUAAGCAAGUAUGUGGUUUUUAAUGAUAUCAAUGAAAUUAUCCUUCCCCUAAAACACCUAAAUUGGAAAAAUAUGAUACAUAGCCUUGAGGAUCAAAAUCCAGGGGCAGGGAUCUUCUUUUUUGAGAGUCAUUUUUUUUCUCAGAAUGUAUUUUUGUCUUCAGACCAAUUCAAUUUUUCUCUUUGGAAAAUCGUCCCUGGAGUUAACAUAUUGCAACAUGUUUAUCGAGAGCCCUAUAAACUGCAUAUCAAUAUUUUGAAGAAAAUGAUUGUAAAUCCAAGGAAAGUGGUUCAGGCGUCAAGCUACUCCAUUCUCAAGGGAUAUAGUAGGACACUUGAAGUUUCCAAAGACAUUGCCAUUCUUUUCAAUUGUAGGAAACACCAUGAAAAUGAUGUUGGUGAAAAAUAUCUCAUUAGGGACACAGCAAUCUGGAGGUUCAACCUGUCAUUGAUUAGCAAUGUUAAUAAAGUUCUUGAAAAACUUGACAAGACUUCCAAGUCCAGUUGGAGCACAUUCUUGGAAAGCAUUGCAAAAAUCUUUUAA
Python bivittatus (Burmese python) is the source of this 1329-nucleotide messenger RNA. RefSeq lists its product as uncharacterized. Gene Ontology annotation, cellular component: cytoplasm. NCBI's taxonomy places the organism in Eukaryota, Metazoa, Chordata, Lepidosauria, Squamata, Pythonidae. The record is from RefSeq and is a predicted model, not a curated record. Gene Ontology annotation, molecular function: glycosyltransferase activity.